This is a messenger RNA of Hemiscyllium ocellatum (epaulette shark), 1876 nucleotides long. It is a transcript of the gene c9, whose product is annotated as complement component 9. Lineage: Eukaryota; Metazoa; Chordata; Chondrichthyes; Orectolobiformes; Hemiscylliidae. Gene Ontology annotation, cellular component: membrane attack complex. The transcript has 13 exons. The record is from RefSeq and is a predicted model, not a curated record. Gene Ontology annotation, biological process: immune response. The coding region runs from base 1 to 1824 and encodes 607 amino acids. Gene Ontology annotation, molecular function: protein binding.
AUGACUGGAAUUCAUACCUUUAUUCCCCUCUACGCUUUCCUGGUCUCCUCUGUGACACUCCUGUCUACCUCAGAGGGCAACGAAAGGGCUACGGUGGACAAUGACCUCCCUUGGAGCAGAGCCAAGAGAGCUGUGAAUACUCCCGCUGCAAUCGCCUGUGAACUCUCACCUUGGGGUCAAUGGUCAUCCUGUCAGCCAUGCCAAGGCCUGAGGUAUCAAUCCAGGAAGAUUGUUCGGUUCGGGCAGUUUGGGGGCAGGACGUGUACAGAUAUAUUGUCCAAAGAGGAAGCCUGCCCACUCACUGGGAACUGUGAAGAGCCACCAGUCAACUGUGGAAACAAGUUCCAGUGUGAAAACGGACGCUGCAUCCAGAUGAGGUUGAAGUGUAAUGAAGAUAACGAUUGUGGUGAUUUCAGUGAUGAGGAUGACUGUGAGACGUUCAGAUCCCCCUGUACCAAAGUCUUGGAGCCUUUGGAAAUAGGGCACACUGCAGGAUCAGGGCUGAUCAUCUUCGGGAUGGAGCCGCGGAAAAGCCCGUUCAACAACAAAUUCUACAAUGGCCAAUGUGAAAAUGUCUUUGACGGCAACAGGAGGACUCGUUUUCGUAUCCCGUGGAAUAUUGGCUUUUUCUCCUUCCAGACACAAGCUACACAAGCCUUCAUGACUGAGGUAUACGAGAGUUCAACUGAAGUUGUCACAAAGAUCAUGGAAGAGACCACAAGCAGUUUCAACGUUGGACUCUCUCUGACCACCAAGUCUUGUAUUGUUGAUGUUACUGCUGGCGUUGGCUUCAAUCUCAACAAGUCGAGAAAUCUUGAAGUCCUACUAAGUCACAAUCAGUCCCAGGCGAAUGAAUACUUCCGGGUAAAGGGUCAAAUACAGCUGGCAAAAUUCCACAUGCGAAACACACGCUAUAUGCUUGAUGACGAUUUUAUCAUUGACCUGAAGAAUCUGCCAAGGGAAUAUGACAAAGGGGUGUAUUUUAAAUUCCUGGAAAGCUACGGUACACAUUACAGUUCCACUGGAAUACUCGGCGGCGAUUAUCAAAUGGUUUACGUGUUGGACAAAUCAGAAAUGAUGAAGGAUCGUAUCACCAAUGAACAAGUGAAGAGAUGCCUGGGAUUUGAUGCAAACUUCAACAUCCAACAGAGCCUGAUAGAAGGACAUGACUCCGCCAAGGUGGAAGUUGAUCUCAAUCUCAACACUGACACCUGUAGGAAGAUCACGAAAGGAAGCUACACUUCGAAAACGGAAAAGCCCAUCAUCAAGGACGUGCUGGCCUUUGUAUCUGGUGGUGACACGGUGUUUCUGACCAAGCUGAAUGUGCUGCUGUCUGAGAAAAGGCAGCCUCUCGAUGUCUCUGUCUACAUGGACUGGGCCAGGUCACUCAUCAAUGCUGCAGUGUUAGUGAGGCAGCAGGUGGUGCCAGUCUACAGCUUGGUCCCAGUCACGAUGAGAAAUGCCACAGUGAUCAGGCAGAACCUGGAGCAAGCUAUCUCUGACUAUGAGGCAGAGUUCAGCGUGUGCAAGUGUGCCCCGUGCAUGAACGGUGGCACGGUGAUCCAGCUGGAUGGCCAGUGUCGGUGCCUGUGCAGUAUGAUGUUCCAGGGCCUAGCCUGCGAAACCCCCAAACUGCAAAACAAAGACAAAGAAGGCUCUCCCUUGGGGAUGGCUGCUGGUCAGAGUGGUCCUCCUGUAGCAACAACCAACAAGUGCGUAGCCGACAGUGCGUGGGCACACAGGGUGAAGGUGCCCCAUGUACGGGGGAGAACCAGGGCACCCGUCACUGCUGAGACCCAAGACCACAUGGAGGAGGCAAAGUGAGCUCAAGUCCAGCGGCUCAUCGCCCAGCGGGCAUCGCUGCCAACUUCCAUCA